UGAAGAGAGACGGAGGCUGAGGUGAAAAUGCUGCAUCGCUGAGCAGGACACAAUGCUCCGUAUUCCUCAAACCUUUUGCUUUGAAACCCUCCUGCGUCCCCAGCAGAGCAGGUGAAUGGCAGGAUUGUGUGAAGACCUGGCCAGCUGAUGCAGCGUGUAGGAGUUGACUGUGACGAAAACAUGAACGGUGCAGGAGAGCAGGUGGACAUCCUGCCCCAAAACUGCAUGGUCAAAGAGCGGUGGAAAGUGUUAAAGAAGAUCGGAGGCGGAGGAUUUGGGGAGAUCUAUGAAGCGUUGGACUUGGUGACCCGGGAGAAUGUGGCUCUGAAGGUGGAGUCGGCGCAGCAGCCUAAACAAGUGCUGAAGAUGGAGGUGGCCGUGCUGAAGAAACUACAGGGGAAGAAUCAUGUGUGUAAGUUUAUCGGCUGUGGAAGAAACGAGAAGUUCAAUUAUGUGGUCAUGCAGCUUCAGGGGAGGAACCUUGCUGAUUUGAGACGCAGCCAGCCUCGUGGAACAUUCUCCAUGAGCACUACACUGCGGUUAGGGAAACAGAUCCUGGAGGCCAUAGAGGCCAUUCACUCUGUUGGCUUUCUGCACCGAGACAUCAAACCUUCGAACUUCGCCAUGGGCCGUCUACCCUCCACCUACAGGAAGUGCUACAUGCUGGACUUCGGCCUGGCUCGGCAGUACACCAACACCAACGGGGAAGUGCGGCCUCCGAGGACAGUGGCGGGAUUUCGGGGCACGGUGCGGUACGCUUCGGUCAACGCUCACAAGAACAAAGAGAUGGGGCGUCAUGAUGACCUGUGGUCGCUCUUCUACAUGCUGGUGGAGUUCACUGUGGGGCAGUUACCCUGGAGGAAGAUCAAAGACAAGGAGCAAGUUGGUCAGAUUAAGGAGCGUUAUGAACACAAGAUGCUGCUGAAACACAUGCCUUCUGAGUUUUAUAUUUUUCUGGACCAUGUGAUCGGCCUGGAUUAUUACACCAAACCUGAUUACCAGUUGUUAAUGUCGGUGUUUGAAAACAGUAUGAAGGAGAGGGUGAUUACAGAAAACGAGCCGUUUGAUUGGGAGAAAUCUGGAACGGAUUUGUCGUCGAACAGCAUGGCCACGCCUCCUCAACAAAACACACGGCAAACUGCAGCCAUAGUCGGCGUGGUAAACGUGACCCCAGUUCCUGGUGAGUUACCAAGGGAGAACACGGACGACGUGCUUCAGGACGAGCACCUGAGCGAUCAGGAGAACGCCCCGCCCGUGCCGUUACCCAUAAGGCCUGGAGAGGCGGCUCUGAUGCCCCCUGGUGGAGAGGUGUGGGACGACACUGACUUCAAUCGCAACAAACUCAGGAUUAGCAUCAGUAAGACCCAGGUAACUGCAGAAGAGGAGGAGCAAGUACAAGGGGCGGAGCCUGUUUCCCAGAGACCCGGCGACCCAGAAUCUCCCGGGGCUCAAGUUCGACCCCUUAGGUACCGACGAAUCAACAGCCCUGAAUCUGAUCACCUGACCGGAGCAGACGGCAGGCCCGAUGGCUAUGACAGACGCUCCCGGAUGGACCUGAUCGGCUCUCCGUCCCGCCUUGUUCUAUCGUCUCAGCCGGCACAGAUGUUCUCGGUGGAUGGCGGUCAUGAGGCUCACAGCAACGCCUUCAUCCGCUCCGUGCCCCUAGCUGAGGAGGAGGACUUUGACAGUCGCGAGUGGGUGAUGAUCGACAAGGAGGCGGAGCUUCGCGACUUUCAGCCGACCACGUCAGGAACCACGGAUGAUGAGCCGGAGGAGCUGCGCCCCCUGGAGGAGCAAGAGGAAAUGAGGAGGAGGAGGGGGGAACGAGGGAACGAGGUUGUAGUUCGGCCCAAAAUGCAGCGUGGAGCAAUGGGAUUGGCUGGAGCGGAGGAGGGGGCGGGGCCAAGUCACUGCAGAAGGGAGUCAGAGCCAUUCGGUCCACAUAGACAGGAACCUCUGGAGGCGGAGUCAAAAGUAAAGCGAGUUGACUUCUUGUCCACUGUGCUGAUGUUUGAUGCUCAGAAAGAAACCUCGCCACGUUCAGGAAGUGAUGGAAGCCCCGAAGGUGCUGCCUCCACGCUGCUGGCUCCGCCUCCCCGUGACCAAGACCAGGAAGAAGCGUCCCGUACAUUGGUGCUCGUGUCCGCAGGUAACGGGGCCGUGUCUCCUGGUGAUGGUCAGGGAACUUUGGGGGCAGUGACCCCGCAGGCUCCUGACGAAUCAGAACGCGGAACUCUCGCAUUUAUGUUCAGGCCAGCUGCUAUGGCAACAAGUGCCGUGGCAACAGCUGGACGCUCCUCAUCACCUCCACUGGCGAAGGUAGAGCGAACGUUUGUGCACAUCGCAGAGACAACGCACCGCAUCGUCAUGACAACAGGCAAACAGCUGCCUGAGCCUGAGAGACAGUAUGGAAGGGAUGAGGAAGAAGAGGAAGUGAUGGAUGACAGGAAGGAUGGAAGCAUAGGAGAGGAAAAAGGAAGCAGCAAGGAGGAGAUCAUCUGGGAAAGAGCUGAGAGACAAGUUGAAGAGAAAGAGGUUGAGGAAGAGAGUGAAAAAGUGGAAGAAAAGGACAUCGAACUUCUGGGGCAGAAGUUUGAUCUCAUGGAGAAGGAACGAGAGAGUGAAAGUGAGGAGAGAGCGAAAGAUGAAGUGAUAGAAAAAGAAAAAAGCAGUCCUGCAGACGAGGUGGAGCCAGAGCGAGCAGCUGCAUCAGGUGACCAGCAAGAGCCUUUCUUUACUGGACGUGAAGUAACCGUAGAGACCGAGAUGCGAGAAAAACCUGAAGAGGUUCCAGUGGAACAGAAACAGAACCACGAAGAAACAGGACCUGCUGUAGUCACCGACAAAGAGAAGGAGGCAGAGCCAGACCUGGAAGUUACAUCACCACAGCCUCAUCCACGGAGGCGGAGUCGAAUCCCAGUGCUCAUUUCAGAAGAGGAAACCGGUUCGGACCGGUCGUCACAAACCAGUCCAAACCAGCAAGUGCGUAAAAGCCGACGUCCGCAACUGGCCCGACUCGUCCUGGAGCGGAAACGAUCCACCCAAUCAACUACCGCCUCCGAGGACGACACCCACCAAUCGGAUGAUUCGGCCAGGGCAAGGGGAGCUGAUGGACAAAUUAAAAGCCGGAUACCACGGCCAGUCACGCCCAUCAAAAAGCCUGCCGUCCAAUCGGGGAGCAGGGAGUUGCCUCAGACUCAGAGAUCUGUCUCUUUCAUUCAGACCAGUUCUGUUAACUCGGUGAUGCAGAAGUCAGCAAGCGCUCACUCGAGCAUCCAUCAGCAGAAGCCCCGCCCACAGCUUCGCCCUUCUAAAACACUCCCACCCCGUCCCCAGACCCCAGCCCCUACAACCCACAAGCCCUGGGCUCCCGGCCCGGCCCCCUCCUCGGCUACUCGGACAGCUCAGCGUGCCGUCUCCCGGCCCGGUGCUCCUCCCUCUAUCCGCAGUGUCAGCUCCAACCCUCGCACUAACUCCGCCUCGCGCACAGAGAGCCCCUCCCCACAGCGCUUCCGCCAUGCUGAGACACGCCCUCUUUCAACAACACCACCCAAAUCCAAAGUCCUGGACUCCACUCACAAAAAGGGCAAAGCAUACCCAGCGGUGGGGCAGAAAGGGAAGAGGGAGUCAUGUGACCCGAAGUAUAAAAGCAGAUAAUUACUGUAAACGUAAAUCCAUGAGCAUUUCAACUUCUAAUAGGUCACAUUCUCCUCCACACAGCCUGGGUACCAGAGUCGCCGUACAGCACCGUCUAAAAGUCUGAGUCUCUUGCUAGCCACGCCUUCUUCUGUUUCUUUUUUAUUUAUACAACAUUUUACACGUCAGAUUUUAUCAUGGCGCAGAUUUACAGAAGUCCAGAUGCUCAUGUACUGUAGAUCUUUAGAGCAUCACAUCUCUGUAUUCGAGUCGAGUCCAAAAGUCACGUCACUGUUUACACAGGGAAUGUUCCUGGUAUUCAGAGUCGAAUUUCUGAGCUCCACAUUUAGAUUUUAAUACAGUCCAUACAUUUUAGGAUAAGUUUGUUUAUUCAUUUUGUUUCUGUACACCACCACACUGAAUUUAUGAAACACUCAAAAUGUGAGCAAAGUCAAGACUGCUUUAAUUCAAGGAAUUUGACAAACCUGUGGCAUUAACCAUUCAGGAAUUACAGCCAUUUUCAUACACACACAUGCCCACACACCAAUUUGGGUCAUAAAUAAUGGAACAAAUGAACAUAAUUACCGACAUGAUGAUUGCCUUUAAUACUUGAAAAUCCUGUGCAGUCAACGACUGUUUGAUGUGUGGAACCCAUGUACAUGAACGGAUGCUAAGGUUCCUCCCUUUGAUAUGCUUCAGCUGCUGCUUGUUUAUGGGUCUUUCUGCCUUCAGUCUUGUCUCCAGGAAACAAACACCUGCUCUGUUGGGUUGAGAUCAGGUGACUGACUUGGCCAGUAAAGAAUAGGCCAGUGCUUUGCCUUAGGUGGCUUUUGCUUUACUGUAUGUGUCGGGUCAUUAUCCAUCAGCAAUAUGGAGUGACGUUCUAUCAGUUUCGCAGCAUUUAGCAGACUCUGAGAGUAUAUCCCUAAACACUUCAGAAUUCAUCCUGCUACUUUUAUCACUAGUGAGGUCAUCAAUAAACAUCAGUGACCCGGUUCCUUUGGCAGGCAUACACGGAUGUACCAUAAUACUGCCUCCACCAUGUUUGACAGCUUUGGAUCAUGAGCUGUUCCUUUCUUUCUCCAAGUUUUUCUUUUUCAAUCAUUCUGGGACAAGUUAAUCUUGGUUUCAUCAGUCUGAACAACCUGGCAAAGUUUUCUGUCAAAGUAUAAUCUAUUCUUUCUAUUCUUGAGCAUUAUCGUUGGUUUUACUUGAUAAAGCCAUCUAUUGACUGUAGACUUUGACAAUGAAACACCUACCUCCUCAAGAGUGUUCUUGAGUUGACUUAAAUUAACUCUGAAAGUCUUGACUUUGCUCACAUCUUAAGUAUUUCAUUUCAAAUUCAGUAUGGUGGUGUAAAGAGAACAAAAGUUUUCCGUUUGCUGUUCCAUUAUUUAUGGACCAUGCUGUAAAAUUACCUGUGUGACGUUCACACCUCCGAGGUUGCCACAUGUUUUUGGGCAUAAUAGCAUCUAGAGCAACACCUUUAAACACAAACACACAUCAUUAAAUUUAUAAAUCACAAUAGUGCUAGUUUUAAUGAUUACAUUAAUCACUGGUUAAACUGAACCCAUUUAAGUGUGUUUGAACGUUUCAGCAUGACAUAUUGUAGUUACAUCAGACAGUCAGACGGUGGCACUGGACUUAACACUGCUUCUCAAUUAGGCUGAGAUCACUUAAAAAAACAUUCACAACAGAAUCUAGAAUAAUGGAGACAAGUGAUUUAAAGAAACCCUGUCCCCUCACGCAUAACUCUCUGACCUCCUGAAUAGAGCUGAAGUCAAGACUGUCUAGUCUUGAUAAAUGUGUGUGUGUGUGUGUGUGUGUGUGUGUGUGUCUGAUUUCUGGAGUAACUCCCUACUGAGACAUGGAACCUUUUUAAACAUUAAUAUUCAUUGACUCAGACUUUUAGAUCCGAUAUACAUCUGUUUCUCACUAUACACAACAGACACAUUCCUGUUUAGCUGUUUAAAUAUCUCUAAAGAGGAUACACACAUGCACACGCACACACACACACGACAUGAUCUAUUGUUGAGUGAGUUAAUCAGUAUAACACACCUCACCUGCCUUAAUAAAGCCUGCAGAGACAUACAGUCUCACAACGCACACACUCGCACGAUCUGAACUCGUGUGAUGUCGUUUGCUGCUUCUCUAACUCUUAACAUACAGGAGCAUUAAUCUUCAUGUUUAUGGAAUAACGCAGGAGUUUUCAGGAUUGACAGCACAGUGCCACACACAGGUGACAACAACAAUAAUAAUAAUAAUAAUAAUAAUAAAAACAACUUAAGCACAAGUUUUACACAAUCAGUAUAAGGACUAAACAUUUUAUCGUGAACUUAGACCGCAGCCUGUAGCGAGAACCGAUCCGGGCCAAGCUGAACCAAGCACACUGAUGCUCACAGUUAGGAAUGGGUUCUCAGAGGAUCUGUAGAUCUCUGGUGGGAAACCCUCCUACUUUUUACCUUUUACAGUCCACUCAGAAGAACAAGCUGAAAUAUAAUUGUAUCUCUUUUAAUUUAGACAUAAAUAAUAUAAUUUUAAAAAGUAAGUAAAUAGUAAA
Molecule: messenger RNA, 6196 nt
Organism: Clarias gariepinus (North African catfish)
Lineage: Eukaryota; Metazoa; Chordata; Actinopteri; Siluriformes; Clariidae
Gene: ttbk1b
Product: tau tubulin kinase 1b
Exons: 15
Coding region: 148-3657 (1169 amino acids)
Biological process (GO): signal transduction; peptidyl-tyrosine phosphorylation; peptidyl-serine phosphorylation
Cellular component (GO): nucleus; cytoplasm
Molecular function (GO): ATP binding; protein serine/threonine kinase activity
Source: RefSeq, a predicted model, not a curated record